AUGGGCUCAGAACCCCAGUACGCAAAGUACCCUCUCCUUCCUCUCGCCCAGCAUGUCUUCGCCCUCACAAACGCCUACGCAUCCCGGCCAUCUCAACAAUCCGCUGCGAAAGCUCUCAAUGAUGCCAUCACCGAGCACAAGAUGGCACCGCUCUACCGGUACCUCGCACACCCCCUUGAGGGUAUUCUGAACCAAGUUGGCGAGGGUGGCAGUCAGACCCCCGGCAAGCCGCUGAGUCGGAAGUCGAGUCUGGCGGGCAUGAUUGCCACCAAGACCACCCCCACCGCAGUCAACCUACCCUGGGAUGAGGCCAGGUACCAAGAGCUGAAGGCCGACAACGACAAGGAGUUGGAAGAGUUCCAAAAGGAAGAGGAUGAGGCCGUUGAGAAGGCUGGCGAGACGGAGAUCCAGGCCGCGCGGGGCAAGCGCGCGGAGUUCUGGGCCAGAGUCGGUGACAAGGACCGGGCGAUCGCCGCAUACGAAGACGUUUUCGAGAAGACCGGCAUCCUGGGCACCAAGAUCGACUUGGUUCUCGCAAUAAUCCGCAUGGGGCUCUUCUACGGCGACAAGCUUCUUGUCAAGAAGCAUGUUGAACGCGCAAAGACCCUGGUUGAGUCCGGUGGUGACUGGGAUCGUCGCAACCGUCUCAAGGCGUACGAGGGCAUCUACCUCUUGACCGUCCGGUCAUACAACUUGGCCGCCCCGCUCCUGCUCGACAGCUUGUCCACCUUCACCAGCUACGAACUCUGCACCUACUCCUCCCUCGUCGUCUACUCCGUUCUCGCCGGAUCUGUGUCCCUGAAGCGUGUCGACUUCAAGAGCAAGGUUGUCGACGCCCCCGAGAUCAAGGCCAUUCUGGGUGAUGGAGAGGACAAGCUCCUCGCUCUGUCUGGUGCCCUCAGCGCCGGUCCCGGUGCCGACGACGCCAUGCACGACGCACCGCCCGCCGCUGCCAAGACGGCGGUGAACCUGACGACUCUCGGAACAAGCACCGACCAGCCCGAGGCCGAGAUGGCUAUCGACUUCUCGCCUUUGGCUCAACUUGUCUCCAGCCUGUACAACGGCCAGUACAAGUACUUCUUCCAGGCUCUCGCCCAGGUUGAGGAGUCGUUCCUCACUCAGGACCGCUACCUCCACGAGCACAAGAACUGGUUCAUCCGUGAGAUGCGUCUGCGCGCCUACCAGCAGCUCCUCCAGAGCUACCGUGUGGUUGGCCUGGAGACAAUGGCGACCGACUUUGGCGUCACUGUUGACUUCCUGGACCGUGAUCUCGCCAAGUUCAUCGCAGCGGGCCGCAUCCCCUGCACAAUCGACCGCGUCAGCGGCAAGGGCGUCAUCGAGACCAACCGCCCCGACGACAAGAACAAGCAGUACCAGGACGUCGUCCGCCAGGGCGAUCAGCUUAUCACCAAGCUCCAGAAGUACGGCCAGGCUGUGCGUUUGAGAGGAAGCGAGCGGGCAUAA
Molecule: messenger RNA, 1464 nt
Organism: Colletotrichum abscissum
Lineage: Eukaryota; Fungi; Ascomycota; Sordariomycetes; Glomerellales; Glomerellaceae
Product: 26S proteasome subunit RPN7
Exons: 3
Coding region: 1-1464 (487 amino acids)
Biological process (GO): proteasome-mediated ubiquitin-dependent protein catabolic process
Cellular component (GO): proteasome regulatory particle
Source: RefSeq, a predicted model, not a curated record